Messenger RNA from Drosophila ananassae, 4130 nucleotides. RefSeq names its product phosphatidate phosphatase LPIN2 (gene Lpin). Gene Ontology annotation, cellular component: nucleus. Gene Ontology annotation, biological process: fatty acid catabolic process; positive regulation of transcription by RNA polymerase II; cellular response to insulin stimulus. Gene Ontology annotation, molecular function: phosphatidate phosphatase activity; transcription coactivator activity. The transcript is spliced from 12 exons. The record is from RefSeq and is a predicted model, not a curated record. NCBI's taxonomy places the organism in Eukaryota, Metazoa, Arthropoda, Insecta, Diptera, Drosophilidae. The coding region runs from base 451 to 3555 and encodes 1034 amino acids.
CGACGCUCAGUCUUCAAAGAGAACUCGACGGAACAACAAGUGCCGAACGGAAGACGGCCAAAAAGCCAAACAAGAACACUUUUUUUGCCAACAUUGUGAAAAUACAGAAAUCUAAAAAAUAAACUAUACAGAUCAGAGAUCGAUCGAGUGCCGGACCAAGAAACAGAGUGAAGCGCGAAUAGUUUCGCUAGUGUUUUCAAGGACGCAGUUUUGAAAAGUUUUUGUGGCCAGUAUCGGAGACGCACGGGUCCAAAGUAGCAGACCCGGAUCCAACAACACUUUCAACGAUUCUUGGCCGCCAAUAAGCGGCGCAUUUGACCGCCUUGUCCAAUAAACAUGGCCGCCAUAUAACCAACUACGGCGGACAGGGACAACCACAAGCUAAUUGCGAUUAGACAAGCGUACUAACACUACUACUAUUCCGACAAGGAGCUCCAAAACAGACCAAAGAUGAACAGCCUGGCACGUGUCUUCAGCAACUUCCGUGACUUCUACAAUGACAUCAAUGCGGCCACUCUGACGGGAGCCAUCGAUGUCAUCGUGGUGGAGCAGAAGGAUGGAGAGUUCCAGUGCUCACCCUUCCACGUCCGCUUCGGCAAGCUGGGAGUGCUGCGAAGCAGGGAGAAGGUGGUGGAUAUAGAAAUCAAUGGCGCCCCGGUGGACAUACAGAUGAAGCUGGGCGACUCUGGUGAGGCCUUCUUCGUGGAGGAGUGCCUGGACGAUGAGGACGAGGAGCUGCCGGCCAACCUGGCCACCUCCCCCAUCCCCAACAGCUUCCUGCAGUCCCGCGACAAGGCCAACGACACCAUGGAGGACAUUAGCGGAGUGGCCGCCGACAAAAACGCUAGUGAGGACUUGCCAAUUUCAUUGCCGCUGCCGCGUCGCAACUCCAUCGACUUCUCCAAGGAGGAGCCCAAGGAAGCCGCUGUCGAGGGCGGCAAGUUCGAGAAUCAGGUCUCCGACUACACCCAGCGCAGGCACACGGACAACACGCUGGAGAGGCGCAACCUGGGCGAGAAGCUCAAGGAGUACACCACCCAGAAGAUACGACAGGAGUGGGCCGAGCACGAGGAGCUCUUCCAGGGCGAGAAGAAGCUAACAGAGUCCGGACAGGAGCUGGACAGCCAAAGCAAGUCGGUAACCGAGACUGAGCCGGAAAAGGAGAAGGAGAAGGAGGCAGCCAAGGUGGUGGCUAAGGAGCAGCCCAAGCUGGAGGUCAUCAUGACCCCGGUCACGGCCAACAGCGAGGCCACCAAGGAUGUGUCCAAGAGCAAGACCAAGAAGCGCCGCAAGAAGUCCCAGAUGAAGAAGAACGUCCAGCGCAAGACUUCCUCCAGCAGCUCGGUGGGCAGUGCCGGUGGUGCGGACUUGGCAUCCGGAGAAACCCCCUCCCUGGGCGUGACAAAUAUCGAUGAGGGCGAGGCCCCCUUGUCCAGUGCCACUAACAACAACAACACCUCCUCGUCCAACGACGAACAGCCCUCGGCUCCCCUACUGACCGCUCACACCGGAGACGACAGUCCCCUAAGCGAGCUGCCCCACACUCCCACGACGAACCAGCGCCUCGACCUGGACAUCCACUUCUUCAGCGACACGGAGAUCACCAGCCCAGUGGGUGGCGGAGUCAGUGGAUCGGGACGUGCCGCCGGCGGACGACCCUCGACCCCAAUCCAGAGUGACAGCGAGCUGGAAACGACCAUGCGGGACAAGCGGCAUGUGAGCGACGACGACAAUGCCGCAUCCUGGAAGUGGGGCGAGCUGCCCACGCCGGAGCAGGCCAAGACGGAGGCCAUGAGUGCCGCGGAGGCGCAGAAGAGCGAGCGCCACUCCAUGCUGAGCAAUAUGUUCAGUUUCAUGAAGCGCGCCAACCAGAUGCGCAUCGUGGGCAACGGGGAGGCCGGUGACAUCUACCUUUCCGACUUGGACGCCGGCAGCAUGGACCCCGAGAUGGCCGCCCUCUACUUCCCCACGCCCAAGCCCAAAGAGGUUGUCCAGCCGGAGGAGGAUCGGGAGAGCGGCAACGGCACCAGCCUGCCCCAUUCGCCCAGCUCCCUGGAGGAGGGCCAGAAGAGCAUCGACUCGGACUUUGAUGAGAGCAAACAGCAGCCAGGCGGAAGCAAAUACUUGGACUUUGUGGCCCUGUCGACGUGCGGAAUGCCGGAGAACGGAGCUACCCCCUCGGACGAGGAGUUUGACCGCAACCUGGUCAGCUAUCCGGACGUGUGCAAAAGCCCCAGCAUAUUCUCAUCGCCUAACCUAGUCGUACGGCUGAAUGGCAAAUACUACACCUGGAUGGCUGCAUGCCCCAUUGUCAUGACAAUGAUAACCUUCCAGAAGCCACUAACCCAUGAUGCCAUUGAGCAACUGAUGUCGCAGAACGUGGAGGGCGGCAAGUGCGACGACAAGCCGGAGGAAGCAGCCGCCCAGGCGGACAAUGCGGGUCAGACCAAGCGCUACUGGUGGAGCUGGCGGCGCUCGCAGGAUGCUGCUCCCAGCCAUGUGGCCAAUGCCCAUGGAAUACCACAGGGAAAGGAUGAAAAGGAUGGUGACCAGGCAGCUGUGGCCACCCAGACCUCGCGCCCCAACUCGCCGGACAUCACCGACCCCACCCUGAGCAAGAGCGACUCGCUGGCGAAUGCGGAGAACACCUCGGCUCUGGUGGACAACCUGGAAGAGCUGACCAUGGCCUCCAACAAGAGCGAUGAGCCCAAGGAGCGUUACAAGAAGUCACUGCGCCUCAGUUCCGCUGCCAUUAAAAAACUAAACCUCAAGGAGGGAAUGAACGAGAUCGAGUUCAGUGUCACCACCGCCUACCAGGGCACUACGCGCUGCAAGUGCUAUCUGUUCCGCUGGAAGCACAACGACAAGGUGGUCAUCUCGGACAUCGAUGGCACCAUCACCAAGUCGGACGUCCUGGGCCACAUUCUGCCCAUGGUGGGCAAGGACUGGGCCCAACUGGGCGUGGCUCAGCUGUUCUCUAAGAUCGAGCAGAACGGCUACAAGCUGUUGUAUCUGUCGGCCCGGGCCAUUGGCCAGAGCCGGGUGACCCGGGAGUAUCUGCGAUCCAUUCGCCAGGGCAAUGUGAUGCUGCCGGACGGACCGCUGCUGCUGAAUCCCACGUCCCUGAUCUCGGCCUUCCAUCGCGAGGUGAUCGAGAAGAAGCCAGAGCAGUUCAAAAUUGCCUGUCUGUCGGACAUCAGGGAUCUCUUCCCCGACAAGGAGCCCUUCUACGCCGGCUAUGGCAAUCGGAUCAAUGAUGUGUGGGCCUAUCGUGCCGUGGGCAUUCCCAUUAUGCGCAUCUUCACCAUCAACACGAAGGGCGAACUGAAGCACGAGCUGACCCAAACAUUCCAAUCCUCAUACUGCAGCAUGGCGUACAUUGUGGAUCAACUGUUCCCGCCGGUGAAGCACGACGAAGCCUCCGCCGAGUUCUCCAACUUCAACUACUGGCGCGACCCCAUCCCCGACCUGGACAUCCCUGAACUGGAGACGGCCCUGGUGCCGCCGACCACCAAAACGGACGUGGCCACGUUGCGUCCCAUUCCCGAGAAGUGAGGACCCACCACCUCGAGCACUAUAAUCAUUAUAAUACGGAUAUGCAACCCACUCUCUCUAUAUACAAUAGCGGAUAGAGCUUUCCAGACUUGUUUGCCUAGCUUUUGACCCAUCUAGAUGUGCUUACCAAAAAAUCUUGCAUAGCUUAGCCAGGAUUCCAGUCAGCCUCCUGGGCCUCCUGGACCUCCAUAGCUUUUCAUUUCAUUUUUCGUUUGCCUUCAUUACAACUGGAUGUGUAAUGGAACUUCCUAGUUUAAUGGGCGGAUUAAGUUGUAAUCAAAAUUUAGUUAUUACUACUGUAGUUAGUUCCUUUGAGACUCCUGCACGUUCUUAGAAGAAGCAGUAGCUGGAUAAUGCAAGGAUCUUGUGAUUUUCGAUUUUCGAUUAUCGUAUUUCGAUUUUCGGUUUCAUUACUUUUCGAUUUCGUAUGUGAUCAUUUAAAUUUAGUUUAUUGUGAUGAGGUUUUAUUUGAAGUUAUUCUGAAAUCUGUGCUUUAGACCUAUGUUUACUUAAUUCAUAGUUUUUCAAUAAAAUUACAUAUAUGCUUAGAAAUUCAACGAAAGCUGAAAUAAAAA